AUGGUGGGGUCAACAUCCUCUAUCGCGGGGACUCCCACAAUUUCCUUUGAUGUCAAAGACUUGGACGGAGUCACCCACCCCCAUGAUGACCCGCUAGUGAUUGAGGCUGUGGUUGCAGACUACAAGGUCAAACGAAUCCAUGUGGAUGGAGGUAGCUCGGCGGAUCUCCUGUUUUACCCUGCUUACCUCUCCCUGGGGUACCGCCCAGACCAAUGCCGGCCCGCCAAAAUUUGCUUGGUCGGUUUCUCAGGAACUCAGGUACCCGUGAUCGGGACGCUCCCACUACGUGUUCGUGUUGGAGAAGGGGACCAAAUUGCAGAUACUGUCACCAACUUUCACAUCGUAGAUUGCCCAUCAGUAUACAAUUGCAUUCUAGGCCGACCUUUUUUACAUAAACUCCGAGCAGUCCCCUCCACAUUCCACCUCCGCCUUAAGUUUCCAACAAACACUGGCAUUGGAUGUGUUCGGGGAGAUCAAGCUCUUGCCAAACAGUGUUGCACACUUUCUUUACAAAAGAAAGCAGUUGUCAACAUUGACGCCCGAGAAGAAGGCAUUUGUCCCGUUCUCGUUGACCCCGAUGAAGAUUUUCCUAUCUCCGAGGUGCACACUGUCCGCAUAUCUACAGCAUGGCCUCGUGAGGCACUUCAAUCUCUUUUGACACUUCUCCAAGAGUUUGAAGAGGUUUUUGCCUGGGGUCCAGAGGACAUGCCCGGUGUCGACCGCCGGGUGGCAGAACAUGCGCUUGGAAUUGCACCUAGAAGCCGCCCCAUCCAACAAAAGCGACGCAAUUUUUCUUGGGAAAGACGCCAAGCAGUGGCGGAAGAAGUCUCAAGGCUUCUCAAAGCAAAAUUCAUUCAGGAAGUUCUCUAUCCAACAUGGCUCGCAAACGUGGUAAUGUUGAAGAAGGCAAAUGGCCAAUGGCGAAUGUGCGUCGACUUUACAGAUCUCAACAAGGCCUGCCCCAAAGACCCGUAUCCUCUCUCAAAGAUUGAUCAGCUGGUCGAUGCUACUGCCGGCCACCGAUUUCUCAGCUUCCUAAAUAUGUUCUCAGGGUAUCAUCAAAUCCCCAUGAGAAAGGAGGACCAAGAGAAAAUUGCAUUCAUGACACCUGUGGGCAACUAUUGCUACAAGGUGAUGCCUUUUGGGCUAAAAAAUGUCGGUGCCACAUACCAGCGAAUGGUGGACCGUGUUUUUGCCCGUCAGCUAGGGAGAAAUCUGGAGGCUUAUGUCGAUGACAUCUUGAUAAAAAGCAAGGGUGUAGAUGAGCACCUAGAGGACUUGAGGGAGUCCCUCAACACUAUGCGCCUAUACGACCUUCGCCUUAACGCAAAGAAGUGUGUCUUUGGGGCCACCGCCGUGAAGUUUCUUGGUUUCAUGCUCACUCAAAGGGGUAUCGAGGCCAACACACGUCAAAUCGAUGCCAUUCUCCAAAUGUCACCACCAACCAAAGGAAGGGAAGUCCAAGUCCUCACGGGACGGAUUUCCGCCCUCAACCGAUUCAUCGCCUGUUCUGGAGAUCGGUGCGCUCCAUCUUCGCUACUCUCAAAGGGGCUAGUAAGACCUUUUUAUGGACACCUGAGUGGGAGAAGGCAUUCGAAGAAUUGA
Molecule: messenger RNA, 1605 nt
Organism: Linum trigynum
Lineage: Eukaryota; Viridiplantae; Streptophyta; Magnoliopsida; Malpighiales; Linaceae
Source: the annotation of a GenBank genome assembly